Messenger RNA from Perca flavescens (yellow perch), 2837 nucleotides. RefSeq names its product Ras and Rab interactor-like (gene rinl). Gene Ontology annotation, cellular component: endocytic vesicle; cytosol. Gene Ontology annotation, molecular function: small GTPase binding; guanyl-nucleotide exchange factor activity. Bases 295 to 2634 code for a protein of 779 amino acids. The record is from RefSeq and is a predicted model, not a curated record. The transcript is spliced from 11 exons. NCBI's taxonomy places the organism in Eukaryota, Metazoa, Chordata, Actinopteri, Perciformes, Percidae. Gene Ontology annotation, biological process: vesicle-mediated transport.
AAAGUGUAUUAAAUUCCAGCAUGUACAGGAGACAGAAGAACGUGGCAGCUGUUCGACAGUUACAUGCAUUUUGAAAUAUUCUGCACAUUACAGCAGAAAACUUCUUAAGGAUGUGUUUCUGAGUGUGAGCUUCCUAUUUUAGCCCUGUUGGCGUCUUGAGCUCUUAAGCAACAUCUUGCAGAAAAGAAAAGUUCAAGAGAGCGACAAUUGCAACAUGCGGAGAAAUUUGCCAAUAGUAUAGAGGAGAAAAGCAGCCUAACGCAUACGAUUGUACAUGCACACAGACGUGUCCAUAUGUGCGCGUCCAGGGCAAUUCACAGUCCAGUUAAUGGGACGACAGCCAUCCCGUGGAGGAGCAGCAGGAAGAGACUGUCGCUGCUGGAGCAGCUGAGGGGCUGUCAGGAGGCCUGGUGCCCCGGGGCCCCCUGGGAUAGAGAGGGGGCCCACGCUGCUAUCUGUGGAACACCUGCUGGGAGUUUCCUGGUUGUGCGAGACUCUGCGACCUCUCAGCCCAGCCUGCUGUGUGUGUCUGCUGGAGGAGAACAUGAAGCAGUUGUUGAUUAUAAUAUCACAAGCACAGGCACAGUCUUCCAGCUGUCUGACUCUCGUCUGUCUUUCUCUGACUUGGCUCAGCUCGUGCUCUUCUACUCUCUUACCAGGGAUGUUUUGGCUGUCUGUCUUUUCAUUCCUCGCUGGAUCUACAGUGUAACUGAGAGGUCCAAAGAUAAUCUUGCUCAACUUGAACCCAAUACUUGGCUCUGCACACCGCCUGGCCAACACACAACAGAUGAAAUGAACCAGAGGGAGCCAAGCAACGUAGUGUGCUCCAUACAGCUGACAUCCACCAACGGGGCGUUGUGUAUCAUCAAUCCUCUCUACCUUCAUGAACAUGGAGAUGACUGGCUGACCCACAGGGCGAGUGCUGUGCAGCGCGCCACACAGCCAUCAAAUUACAGACAAGAGCGACGCCUCAGCAGCACCAGAACAUGGGUAGGGGCAGGAUUAACAAGUAAACGAGCCAUCUCUUUGGACCAGGAACCCUCCAGUAUGGAGAGUUCUGGUCUAACGAGAGCCAAGUCAGCGGAUUUACCACGUUGCCCCACAACCCCGUCAACACCAGCUACUCCAGCAGGGGUGGUUCUCAGGAGACCCAGCAGAGAUUCUGCCUCCAGCCCUCCUUACAGAGCGAGCACUGGCAGCCUUUCUUUAUUUACUCCAUCCAACUCUGAAAGUAAAAGUUGUGGAGCGUUUGAGCCGCAGCACCAUGGCAGCCCAGUGCUUCAGUCUCCUUACAGGGUGUCCUGGAUCGAAGAUGGAGUCUGGCUGCCCCCGCCCAGGCCUUCCUCUUUGCUCCACCCCCCAUCGCUGGAGCUCGACUCGCUGUCCAUCAGCAGCAUAGAGGAAGAGCAGGAGCCCCAAACGCCCAACCCUACCCCGCACCACCCUUCUGCGCACCGGUUGGCUGACAAAGUCAUACAUCGUCUCUCAGCGGUGGGUCAAGCUCUCGGUGGGCUGGUAAGUCCGAGGAAGAGACUAAUCAAUCGUGUGCUGGAGCUGAGCGAGCGGAAAGGCGCAGCGUUUGCGGAGGCUGUGAAAGGAUUUGUGGAGAUGACGUUGAAGACAGGGGCUGAUCCCGAAGGGGUCACAGGGUCAGAGUUCUUACAGCAAGUCAGGUCAUCACUCUCGUCACUCAGGGAGACACUGUUGGACUAUCCAGAAAUCCAGGCAACGUUGGACGGCAUCACUGACAUAAAUGACUCAGAGAUUGACUCCCUUGUAGAGCUUUCCCUCCACAAGGUGGCUCUGAAGCCCGUCUCCGCACACCUCUACUCCUGCAUUCAUGUUUCCCGGACUAAUGACGGCAGUUUUAAGCGUCUGCAAAGCAACCUGCGCGUGCUGGAAAAAAACGGGGUAGAGCAGUUAGGGGGAUCGGCGGGAGUUGGAGUUCCCGACUCUUUGACCCUGGAGCGGAUCCAGCAGCGGUGGACUAGUAUGCAUGAGGCUUACUCCCCAAACAAGAAGGUCCAGAUCCUGCUCAAAGUCUGCAAGACCAUCUAUCACAGCAUGAGUGCUAAUGCUAGCUCAGGUACAGCGUUUGGAGCAGAUGAUUUCCUGCCCUGCCUGACAUGGGUGCUGCUCCGUAGUGACGUGGUCACCUUACACCUGGACACAGACUACAUGAUGGAGCUGCUGGACCCCACACAGCUACAGGGAGAGGGUGGCUACUACCUUACAACUCUAUACGCCUCUCUUUACUACAUCAGCAGCUUCCGGCCACGAUUGGCUGCUCGUCAGCUCAGUGUCGAAGCCCAACAGUCUCUUAAUAAAUGGCAUCGCAGGCGUACCCUGCACUGCAACCAAUCACGGCGCAGCAAGAACCGACGGACCAUUCGCAGGCAGGCAUGUCGGGAGAGGGGCGCGCAGAGCUUUGAGACAGAAACUGAGGAGAAAGAGAAAAGUGGGAAAGAUUGUGAUUCUGUUAAUAAUGACGAGUCACAGCAGCAGAGAGAAAGCUCUGCAGAAGCUCUGCAGCCGCUGAAGGAAGACACAAGCAGAGGACGAGAAGCUGAAGACGAAUCACAGAUACCCUCUCAAGCGUCAGACUGUAGUCAGCAAGCCGUAACAGGAAGCUAGACUCUAUGUGCAGCAGGAGAAGAUGACCACAGAGGAUUGUAAUAGAGAAAAGACGAAGAAUGGCCACACAUUUUUUUGUCUAUAUCCACCACGUUCCACUUCCGGGACUGCUCCGUUCCGGCCGGAAAUUUCAUUGGAUGUCCUUCUUUUCGGCCGGAUGUCCUUUACCUUCUGCUUUCUUUGUUUUGGCAUUUUAAACUUGA